Molecule: messenger RNA, 1537 nt
Organism: Phalaenopsis equestris
Lineage: Eukaryota; Viridiplantae; Streptophyta; Magnoliopsida; Asparagales; Orchidaceae
Product: two-pore potassium channel 1
Exons: 3
Coding region: 189-1238 (349 amino acids)
Biological process (GO): stabilization of membrane potential; potassium ion transmembrane transport
Cellular component (GO): plant-type vacuole membrane
Molecular function (GO): potassium ion leak channel activity
Source: RefSeq, a predicted model, not a curated record
CAUAUUCCAGUAAGAGUUAACUAAACUCUAGGGAAUUCAAUGUGAGUUCCCUUGGGAAGAACCACUAGAAACAAUGGAGAAUGCUUACCAAGAAGAAUCACUGGCAAUGAGGCAACCAUCAGAUAAACAUUAUCAAUAACUUAAUUGUUUAUUUGAACAUUAUCAGGCAGAUUUGAUACUAUACUUUUAUGGCUGAUGAUUCGGCAAUGAAAAAGCAAGCCUUGCUCUCAGGCUUCACAGAUCAAAGCACAGGAACCAGCAAGAAAAGAAGAAUUCGCCGUUGUAAAACUAUGCCUGCUUCGGACGCCAAUUUCUUGGAUUUUGAAAAAGUUAAUGGCUUAUUCCCAGUUUCUAACUUCAUCAUGAAAAAUUUUCGCCCGAGCUUUAGGAAAGCUUUUGUUUUUUUGAUAAUCUAUUUGUUUGUUGGCUGUACUUGUUUCUACCUCGUGAGGGAUCAAAUCAUUGGCAAGAAAACAAAUGGAAUUCUGGAUGCUUUAUAUUUCUGCAUUGUGACAAUGACCACUGUUGGUUAUGGAGAUCUUGUGCCACAUAGUGUUGCAGCAAAGCUUCUUGCUUGUGCAUUUGUCUUUAGUGGAAUGGCCUUUGUAGCUCUCUUCCUUGGCAAGGCUGCUGAUUACCUUGUUGAGAAGCAGGAAGUGUUACUAGUCAAAGCAGUACACUUAAAACGAAAGGUUGGCAUGCAGCAAAUGUUGAAAGAGAUCGACACAAGAAAAGCUGAGUACAAAUUCUUGACCAUUGCUGUGGUUCUUCUGGUGCUAAUUUCUUUGGGAGUUAUAAUUCUAGUGAAGGUUGAGAAGUUAGACAUUAUUGAUGCAUUUUACUGUGUUUGUGCCACCAUCACAACUCUCGGUUAUGGUGAUAAGAGCUUUUCGACUGCUCUUGGUCGAGUUUUUUCUGUUUUCUGGAUUCUGACGAGUACCAUUUGCUUAGCUCAGUUCUUUCUCUAUAUUGCGGAAAUACAAAUGGAACACAGGCGGCAAUCCCUGGUCAAGUGGGUGCUUACACGAAGGAUGACGAUAGUUGACCUUGAAGCUGCUGAUUUAGAUGAUGAUGGUGUUGUGAGUGCUGCUGAGUUUGUGAUAUAUAAGCUAAAGGAGAUGGGGAAGAUUGACCAAGAGGAUGUUGCUUUAGUGUUGGAGGAGUUUGAGAACCUUGACAUUGAUCAAACAGGCACGAUAUCGAAUUCAGAUUUGCUUCUUGCUCAAUCAAUCGAAUAGGUGACGCGAGGUUGCUUGAAAUGUUUAUCUUUUUUACACAGCAUUACAGAAUAUGCACAACUUCCAUUUUUCAUUUGUAAAUCCUUUUUCCUGCUAUUGGUUUUUUUGUUACUUUUGUUUUGUUGAUGGCCUUCAUUGUAUGUAAUAAACUGAAGGGCGGCAUAGUAUUGUUAAAUAAUGGUGUGCUAUAUUGUUCGGCAUCUUAAUGGAUGUCUUAUCUUAGCUAGUUGACAAAGUCCUGACAUUUACUUUAUCUUUCUAUUACUUAGCUAUUUGUUUUUACAUAUUAGCAAGCAAUC